GCGCUUCCGUCGGAUCUCCUCUUCCUGCCGUCACACCCACUGCUCGGUGUCGUGGGUUCACCCCGUGGAGAAGGGGAGGUCCGACGGCACACACACAGCAGCAGAGAGUGCUGCAGUGCGAGCGCAGCGGGGGGACUCGGGAGCGGAGAGAAAAAAACACACACACAUAUCAGCAGCGUUAUUGCAGAAACUUGGUCUAUGGAGAGAUCUGCAGCGGCACCGUAGCGACGCAGGCCGACAUGGAAGAGUAUUUGCGGAGGGUCCAGAGCAGACUCGGGGCAGAUGCAUCUGAAGAUCACAUCCAUGCUGUUUUAGGUGGACCAGAGCCAGAUGUUGACACUGUGGCCGCAACACUGUGCUUAGCCCUACACCUCAGCCAGAAGGAAGUGCCAGGCGGAGUGUAUCUGCCACUGUUGUGCGGCCGGAGAUGUAACGCCGUGUUGCCUGAGGAUACAGUGAGGUAUCUGCAGAGGGUGAAAAUCUGUGAGAGCUCGCUGCUGUGGAGGGAGGAUGUAGACCUGGUGAAGCUUCAUCACACCAGAAAACUCUCACUCACACUGCUGAGAGAUGGACUUCUGGAUAGCUCUGAGAACCACACUUUGGAGUCCAGCAUCCUGCGAGUGGUCCAUCACGACGGGCAGCAGGAUGCAGGGGAUGAUGGGGCUUCGUCCGCGGUGAUGACAGUCGCCAGGGAGAUUCUUCAAGAGGCAGCGGAGCACAUCAGAGCAACGCUGGGGGAGAUUCUCGGAGAGGCCUUGCGGCUGCAAAGUGGAGCUUUGUGGAUCAACCAUGGCCGUCGGUCAGCACAACUAGAGGAGCUCAUGAGAUCCUUGGAGCAAUGGAGUGACAUUACUGCAGACUUGGAGCAGCUGCUUACAAUGGAGUUGAAGGAGUUUUCUGAUGGAGAGAUGACCAUAGCUCUGUCUUCAGUGACCACAGAUAAGGAGGACUGGCAUGGCUAUGUGGAUGGGCUUAAAUCACUCACUCAUCGUCACAGCCUCGAUGGUCUGGUGGUUCUCUUGUCCAUCAAUGAUACAGUUCAUCAUCCCCGCCAGCAGGUGGCUGUCUACUCAAACGACACAGAUAUCCUAAACCAGAUCUGCUGUGAGUUGGAAGAGUCCUCCAGCUGGUCUCUUUCUGGUGAACUGGAGGCAAAGGAGAAUUUCCAGGUCUACCACAUCCCUUUAAACACCCCCCCAUCUUCUGGUACUCCAUCUCUGCUGGAGGAGGAAAUCCAGGGCCUCCUCAAGGACUUUGUGGACCGACGGAGCUCUGUUUUAGCCUGCCACCCCAGCAGUAGGACCUCUUCCACGGAGGGAGUAGCAGGCAGUGUGGAGUUUUCCCAGGGAUCAUCUGGUAUCAAUGACAUGGAUGGUUCUGACAUAGAGAGGCCAGAAGGAGGCAACGAUGUGGUGGCAAUAGCAAGGCCGAUGGCAGUUGGUGAAGAGGACACAGGAGCUGUAGGAGUCAAUGCUGGUGGGGAGUUAGUGAGCCCUGACAGCGGUAUGACCACCAUACGCAGCAGCCGCUCCUCCAAGGAGAGCUCAGUGUUCCUUAGUGAUGACAGUCCAGUCGGUGAGGUUACAGCAGGAGGAGGUCCAGCAGCUGGGCCAGGAGGACUCUUCCUGAGAAAUCCCUCUCCCCUGGGGUUGUUAUCUCUCUCCCCUCCUGUCCCACCUGAGAGGAGGAAGCAACGCACUAGCAGAAAUAGGAGUGACAACUUUGACCUGUUUAGUUUUGACCCACUACAUAGCAGUGACCACUCUUUGCCAACAGGAGGGGAACUAGCAAAUUCUGAAGUAAGAGGAGAUGAGGGAGAGAGAAGAGCAGGGAGCUCCGUCUUAUCAGAACUAGAAGAACUGAGCUUUCUGGACUUCUCUGCUACUAAUUCACUAAAUGGGCUUGGAAGUAGAGAUUCUUCAAUUGACCACCAUGGUCAAAUCCAUGGGCAUGAAAUGGUUGACACUGUGGUUCCUCCGACCCCAGUCAACAGCCUGGUAGGUAGCCGCCCACCAAGCAGUUGCGGGGUCCGGUUCUUCCCAGAAGAUAUAGCUGAAAGGAUCAAUGGCCUACAGCACAAGGACAGUGUGUCAUCAUCCUUGUCAGAGACCUGGGAUGAACUUGGCUUUGACACCCAAGGAGCAUUGUCCUCGAGUGAUAAUAGUGCCUGGAAUAGGACCAAGGAAUCUGAGAGCCCACAGAAUAUUGUAGAGGAAGUUGGAGGCAAAGAGUCAAUCGGUGACAUGACAGAAAAAGAAAGCAGGGAGGAGAUCUCUAAGUCAGAGAAUGCCCACAGGAGGGGAAAGAGCCUUGAACCUCAGCUUAGUCUGGUCGCUGAGCAGACUGAAUUAUACGGAAACUGGAACCCAGAUUCUGUACUGAAGGAUCGGUGGAACCCUGUUUCUUUGGCUGAUCUGCAGUUGACACCACCUGAGGAGGAAGUAACUGCAAAAUGCAAAGCUGCUGUCAUUGGAGUGACAGAGAAAAUGCCCUGUUUGUUAAAAAAGAAAGGAAUCCUAAACACUUUAACACCAGACACAUCUAAAGAAGAGGAGGAAGGGGUCCAAGGAAAAAAAGGAGACCAACAGAUGGAGCUCCUAGACUUCUGGACAUACUCGGCUCAAAAGGGAUUUCUCAAAUCUGAUAGCGGAACCACCACAUCUUACCCUGAAUCAUUAGAUAUGUGGAAUAUGACAAUCCGGGAUGACAGUCUAUCACCACUCACAACUCCUGACAACUUGUCUGAAAACUCAGGUUCUUUCUGUGGUGUGAACCUCAAUGUUGUGGGUGGCACGUCUGUGGAAAGUCCACCAGGAUUCUCUGAUGGUGGAAUGCAGAUGUGGAACACCACCAUACGGGAAGACAGCUCUUCGACUAUAACAAGCCCCGAAGGACCUGAAAAUGGAAAGGACCUCAGUCACAUGGGAUCACCAGAUGCCAGUGAUUCUCCAGGGUCAUAUGCUAGAAAACAGCCAGAAGAAGAGAAUGCUAUGGAGCAGGAGAGAGGUUUGACUAAAGUAACUAAUCUAACACCUGAAGAAGCGGAUUGGAUAUGUACUGAACACAAUGUAAAGAUAGUCAUAGAGGCUGCAGAAGGUAGAGCACAGAGUGAAGAAACAGGGGAUGAUGAUAUGCAGAGUGUUCAGAGCCAACAGUCUGUUAUACUGAACUUGGCAUCUGAACAUUCAGAAGAUGAGACGUCCCCAUGCCAAGGCACUAACAUGCGGGACUUGUCCAUCCCUGGCAUGGUCACCUCAACCUCAGAAUAUGACAAUGUGGGAGCUGGUGUGUGGAGCCUGACAUCCUCCCCUGAGACCUAUGCUAGCCCCAUGGUGGACACGAUACAGCUAGAGGGGCAGUCUAGCCCUUUUAUAGCUGUGACCAAACCUAUUCAGAUAGAUGAGACGCACGAUCAAUACCAGAAGGCUACUUCUUUGGGAAAGACUGAACACAGAGCAGUAAUUUCAGAUAAAGAGCAGUCAGCCAACCAAGUGUUCCUGUUUGAAGGAACUACUGAGUUGGGUCACAUGACCAGGAGUGGGGGAAGUUCAGCUGAGAGGAAGCAUGACAACAAAAGCAGAGAAGAAUCAGAGGAGGCUGAUUGGACAGAGCAACCCACCAAUUACUCCCCAUUUGUCAUGGUGGACUCAUCCUCCUUCACUCAGCAAAUUUCAGCAAAUUAUCAUUCAAGUCCAGGACAAGCUGCUGAGACUCAAAUCCAGACUGACCAGUCAUUAUCCCCAAGUAAUAUGAAUUGGGACGGCUCGGAAUCAGCUUCAUUAUCAUGUGAUCUUCCAUUCAAAAUGGCCUACAAUGAAGAUGGGACUGCCACUGAAAGCCAAGUGGGGACUAAUAAAGAGAGCAAUGGAAAUGUGGAGCGCAAAAUGACAGAAUCUAUGUCUCUGAGCUGCAGCAAUGGGGGGAAGAGAGACACACUGAAAUGUAGCCCUGACAGCCUUCAAUCACAUAGUCGAGACGAACUCAGGUCCAAUUCUGACGGAGAGUCAUCUUCAGGCCUAGAAAUGGAGUAUAUUGUUGUGUCUGGAACAGUAAAAGAAGCCGAGAGAGAGUGGCAUGAUAGGCCUAGACAGGAGGACAGACAAUCAAAAGGAACAAGAAAGUCCAUGGAAACAUUUAGCAUGCUUUUCUAUGCUGCCACAGUACUGCAAACCCAGGCCCAAGCUGCAAAGGGGGGGCACCAGGAGAACACAGAGCAAAGUAGGCAAAACCAAAUGACCGGAGGUACUGACAGUACACUUAGUGCAGAUACAGAGCAAAAUCAGGCCGUCUUAUCCACUCAUUACCAAGCAAAUCUGGAUAAUGCCACAGAGCAUCACAUGGUGCCAGAAAGUAUUAGUCCUAGCCAAUCAAAAAACACCUCAGAGGCUUCUCAUCAGUCAGUUUCAAGACCAACAGGUUCCAGUCAAACACAGGUAGAAGAAGGAAACUAUGACGAUAAAUCAAGCAUCGUUGUCAGAAGUGUGUCUCCAUCAUUAAGAUAUCCAUCAGAUCACUUCCUGAAAACCAGACAGGAAGUGUAUGUCCAUUCACAGAUCUCAAUGGAAGACUCAGAUGAGGGUGGGCAGUCACCCUCUGCACCUCCACCAUGCCCUACUUCUUUGGGUGACAUUCAGGACUGGGGAGAUCAGUUAGUGAGACAGGACACAACUCAAACCACAUCUGAAACACAAUCUCCUGUGCUUACCAACAGUUCAGUCUCCCACACCAGCUCUUUGACUGGCACCCCAUUAAGUGAAUCGGGUAUUUCUACUGACAGAGGGCUUGGAUUACCAUUUUCUGGAGAUUUAAUGGAAGAGGAGAAUGAUGAGGAAGAGCAGGAGGAAGAAACUGCUACAGAGCACAUUUCCACGACAAAAUGGACUUCAGAAGUACAAAGUGAGAGGCAAGAAAGACAACCGUUGGGAUCUUCUGAUCUGCUAAAUUUCACUGAGGAGCUGAGUGGAGGUUCAUCAAUUCAUCAACCAGAUUUACAAACACUUGAACUAAAGCGGGACAGGGUCCUACAGAAUACAUUGGAUUACUAUGAUGGACAACCUAUAAGGACUGCUGAUCGUGAUAAAUGGUCCACUGACCAACAGAUUGGAGGCCAUGAAGCUUCUCAUGAUAGCUAUUCACUUGUUUUAAGAAGACACCAAGAUAUGACAUCCCAGCCAAUGUCCCUGCCAACCAAUGAGAAUGCUGCAUAUCAGUGGACAGGAAGUCAGAAUGUAACUCAGGGUCAAACCCAGUAUGGCUACAACUACCACCACAUUGACCAAAGAACUGAAAGCCAGAGCAUGCUCACAGCUUGCGUAGAUACUAAAUCCAGCAGCCAACAAAACACCACAGAUAUCUAUGCUGAGUUUACUACUGAUGCCACAGCUCUACAGUACGGGUCUGAGCAGGCUGAGAGCUAUUAUGAAGCUGGAGUUAAUUCCGAGUACAGUUUGGAGGAUCCAGAUUCCAAGUUUCAGUACAGAGCUGAAAGCCAGUACGGAGAGGAUUCCAACUCCAUGUGCGUGUCUGAACUUCAGUGCUCUCAGUAUCAAGCUGAUGGCCAGUGCCAUUAUGAGACAGACCAUGCUCAUUACCAAUGUGAAGGUCAGCCAUUCUACCAAUCAGCUGUCCACCAUGAGAGGGAAGAUCAUGCGCAGUAUGUGCCCGAGGGAUAUGUUCACUUUCUUCUGUCAAGACAGUCUCAACAGAGAGACGGUGCAGCAGGAAUGAUGAUGAAGACAGCCUCCAGUGAGGAAGCUGCUGAGGAGAUGGAUAACAGAGAAGACCCAUCCUCCUCGGCUGAUCUAUCAGCCGGCUCUAACCAAAGGAGAAAGUUGGUAGCUCCGCCAAUGAACGUGUCACUAGACCGCAGUGAGGGGUCUCUCCUCUCCGAAGAUGCUCUGGACACAGAGGACGAGGCCUUGGAUACUGGAGAUGACCUGGAUGUCAACAUUGAUGAGCUGGACACACCUGAUGAGGCUGACUCACUGGAGCUUAACAGACACGAGGAUUCAGAAGAGGCUAAUCUGGGUGCAGGAGCAGCUUCAAGAGAUGCCAUCGCAGGACAUGGAUCAGCUGAGGAGAGCAGGGAUAGCAGAUUGUGGAGGAGCGUGGUGAUAGGGGAGCAGGAGCAUCGCAUUGAUAUGAAGUGCAUUGAACCAUACAAAAGAGUAAUUUCUCAUGGAGGUUAUUAUGCUGAACAGAAUGCCAUCAUCGUAUUUGCAGCAUGUUUCCUACCGGACAGCGACUGUGACAAUUACAACUAUGUAAUGGAAAACCUUUUUCUGUAUGUCAUAAGUACCCUGGAACUGAUGGUGGCAGAUGAUUACAUGAUCGUUUACUUGAAUGGUGCCACACCUCGCAGGAGGAUGCCAGGUUUCAGUUGGAUGAAAAAGUGCUACCAAAUGAUAGACAGAAGACUAAAGAAAAACCUUAAGAUGUUCAUCAUUGUCCAUCCUUCCUGGUUCAUAAGGACUUUGCUGGGGAUCACCAGACCCUUCAUAAGCUCCAAGUUCAGCAGUAAGAUCAAGUAUGUGAAUAGUCUGCAGGAGCUUGGAGAAAUCAUCCCAAUGGACUAUGUCCACAUUCCACCCAGCAUCGUCAAGUAUGACGAGGAGAGGUCUAUACACAGAUUUGCAUGCAUGAGACUGGAUACAGAUUUGCAGGACACAGCAGCUAAGUGAGUAGUGCAUCAUUGGUUUCUGUCGAGCCGACAAGAAGGGGAACUCAGCUGUUUGAAAAUUACAAGAUACCUGGCUCCUGCCUAUCUCCUCCCUGCAAUAUGCUGUAUUCUACCACAGCAUGUCUGAAUAUAAGCAAGCCUGCAGCAUGAUGUGUCCAGCACUAACAAUGUGUCAUAAAAGGAUUGUGCUGUGGUACAAAACACCAGGCAGUUCCUUGUUAAGUGAAGGAAGUAGGGUGCUGAACACAAUACUGUAUUUACAGUGACUGAGCCUGUCACUGUGCUGAAGGGAAGAUGCUUUAUCCUGUACUACUAAUGUUACACAACAUUCAAUUGUGUUAUCUAUUUAGUAGCUUUUGUUUUCUUUGACUUCAUCUUUACUCUUAACAAUGGUUUGAGUCUUAUUUCUUUCACUUUGGAGGAAUAACUAACUGGCUUUGUUACAUUCAUGAAUUAAUCUUCCCUGUCAGUAGAUUUACCUUUUGUGACACAUGGUAAUAUUAAUUGUGGAAUGUUAAUUCUGAAGCCAUAGUGAGGCCAUACAUGGAAACAGAAGUUUUAUUACUGCCCAUCUGCUCACAAAUACACAUUUGUGUCCCUGGACAUUUGGGAUGUUAGUGUAGCUCUGUCAACACACUAUAAUGUUAACAGAUACUCUAUCUAGACUCUAAUUUUAGAUAGUCAAGGUUUACAAAAAUGUGAUCCACACGUGAAAAACAUCUUUGUGCUAUUCAAGCCUGUGGUUUAUAAUGGUUUCUAGUGGCCAAGCUGGUUUUUGAGUAGUUCACAUUGGUGUAGGCGGCUACUGUCAUAGAGGGUUUUUACAUUAUGUCACAAUCUUACCCUACACCUCAUACAAACUUGGAAAAGGCUACAAGUAGGCAGUUCUAUUGACAUUGUAUAUCACUGUGAAAAUACUUGAGAUGUAGCCAAAUAGCAGUUUUCAGUAGCUGCAGUAAUGUGUUGCAUGCUUUCAGUUGCUACAGCUUAAGAUUUCUCUGAUCUGAUUACUCACCCAAAUGCAGAAUUGUGUACCACUGUGAUUGUAGUCAUGGUUUAUCUGGGUUGCAUUCGUGCGUGCGUGUGUGGGCGAGACAGAGAAGGAAAAUGUUUGGGGAGUGAUGAGGAAAUACUAUGUUCACUGAUGGUUUGACAGGUACAGUAUAAAGCGUGCCUACUGCGCAGGUUGGGAUGUGUCUACUUUUAUUUGCUUUUUUAUUAUAUUUAUAUACAUUUGUUUGUGGCUUGGAAGGUAUUCAUUUGUUGUAAAGUAUGUAAAAUGUUUUACUUCAUUAAAGACGUGUUCCUCCUCAA
Messenger RNA from Seriola aureovittata, 7993 nucleotides. RefSeq lists its product as uncharacterized. Bases 240 to 6680 code for a protein of 2146 amino acids. Gene Ontology annotation, biological process: apoptotic process. NCBI's taxonomy places the organism in Eukaryota, Metazoa, Chordata, Actinopteri, Carangiformes, Carangidae. The transcript is spliced from 20 exons. Gene Ontology annotation, molecular function: exopolyphosphatase activity. Gene Ontology annotation, cellular component: cytoplasm. The record is from RefSeq and is a predicted model, not a curated record.